Molecule: messenger RNA, 2609 nt
Organism: Bombyx mandarina (wild silkworm)
Lineage: Eukaryota; Metazoa; Arthropoda; Insecta; Lepidoptera; Bombycidae
Molecular function (GO): DNA binding
Source: RefSeq, a predicted model, not a curated record
AAAGAGUGCAACUAGUGGCGAGCUGUGAGAUAAAACCCAGGUUUAUACAGUAGCCACUGACCGAACAAAGGCAGGAUCUAGAUAAUUAGUUGUGGACAAAAAUAGUCGAGGCAGCCGGGCCCUGGGCCAGGUGACGUCAGCGCGCCAGGGCCGGCGGCGGGGCAAGACGGGCCCCGCGCCAGUGUCGCGCGCGCCGUCAGCCCGGCCGCACGCUACCUAGAGCCUGCACGUACCCAGCCACCAGCCGCCUCCGCCUACUCGCCUCCACCGCCGCGUCGCCGUUGACGUCUCCACCGCAUCAAUACUCAUAAGUAUGGUCAGAAAAUACGAAAGAAUGAGCGGCCGUCAGUCCUGGAAUGAAGAAGAUAUGGCAAAGGCUGUCGCCGCCGUCGUCUCAGGUAAGAUGGGCUACAAGUUGGCAUCCAGGACCUACCAUAUACCGCGGUCUACUCUCCAGCGACGCGCCAGCAAGAUACGGUAUCAGCAACCAGACGAACCCAAGCCACUAAUGGGGCACUACAGAAGGGUGUUCACUGAUAGUCAAGAGAAAGACUUAGUUGGCUAUAUCAAAAGUAUGGAAAAGUACUUUAUGGGAGUCUCCCGAAGGGACAUCAGAGAACUGGCAUUUCAAUACGCCGAAGACAACCAUCUAAACCAUCCCUUCGAUGUAAACAGCCGAAUGGCCGGAGAAGAUUGGGUGCGAAACUUCCUGAAGCGCAAUCCAGAACUCUUGGAUAGAUCCGACCACGAGAACAUCCUAGAACCGGUUAAUUUUGACCAAUUCUAUCAUUUCAUGUGUCAACUAUCAUGAUAGCUCAUUAUACAUUUAUAGGUGAUAAUAGAUUUAAGUAAUAGAUCAGAUUUUUUUACGCGCAUUCAAGAUUCUUGCUACUCUGUACGUGUCUGUUCAAUUUGGAUUCUUUAAUACAUAAAUUACAAUUUCGAAUAGCUGUAAGUUGAUAUGUCGUAGACGCACAGUUCAUGUUUCAGUGAUAUAUUCUUUAGCACAAACUUUUUUAAAUUGAAAACGAACAACAAAAUGAUGUAAUGUAUCGGCUGAAGAGAUUUUACAAUGAUAUUUACGAAGUAGCUAGAGCCAAGCUCGAAAAUCAAGUUACCUUGGAUAUUUACCUUGACUUUUAUUUGGACCAAGUAGGUAUUUUAUUUGUACUACUUACUCAGAGUUGUCUGUCGCAAAGCAAGGGCCUGUGUGCGUCAUGUCCUUGAACUCUGUACCCUGACUACGGCCCGGUACUCACGAAAAAGAAGUACUUACGUAGUCUAUAACUGGUGACGUUAUAUGCACUUGUAUAGUGAAAAAAAAACUAUUUAUAUUAAAUUUAACAUGCUAAAUUUAAGGGCUGUGAUAAAAAAAAAGAAUGGUGUAUUUUUGGGAAUCAUAUCGCAUAGUCGCGUUGGUGUUUUGUAUUAAAUAUAGUUGAUAUUGUUAUAAUGAUAACUUUAAUAUUUCGUAUGUUUUUAGUUCGCUGAUUCGAUUAAAUUUGAUAUUAAUAUCAAAAAAAGAACACUGUAGGUUGCGAAUUAGGCAAAUACAUUUUGAAUAUUUAUAUAGGCAUAAUAGGCAAUAAUAGGCAACCAGACAUCAAUCUACACCCAUCAAAAAAGGUACAGUUAUAUCAAGACUCACUACUUUAGUGAUGUAUUAUUAAUGAUUCAAAUUUUAUCACCUCAAACUGAUUAAUAGGAUAUAGGCAAUGCUAAUGUUUCUUUUUCAACGAUGACCGCUCGAUGUCAUGUGGGUCAUCUGUAUACAAACACAGUAAAAAAAAUGCCAAUAGUCCGCUUAGUACUAAAAUCGUGAACAUUAUUCACAUGAAAAUUAAUAAACUGCACAAGUACUAAUCUCUAUUCAAGUACAUUUAAAUAACUUGCUCCAAUUUCGAGCGUGUAGAUAUUGUAACUAUUGUUUUUGUUUUAAAGACGGCAUUCUUGAAACUGAAAAAUUAACAUUAGAAUUUAAAUUUUAUUACAAGUCGAAUGGUAUAUUUUGUAACCUUUUGCCUAUAUAAAACAUUAACUUUAAUUGUACAAACAAAGUUGGUAUUUCUAAUUUUUGUUUUGAACACCUACGGGCGAAUAUUUUGAAAUUUUCAUGAGUGUAAAAACAUAAAAAAAAGUACUACGAAUAAUAAGUGUGUGUUUUAAAAAUGGUUUUAAAAUUAAAGAAUGAAUAACUUCUCAAUUUACAAUUAUGUUUAUUAAUAUUAUUUGGUUUAUUAAAAAGUAAUAAAGGUGACUGGUUAAAUUGGCUAUAAGAGGGUCUAAGGUUACCUUGGGUGUUUUUCCAAAAUUUUUAUUAUUUAUUUAUGUAUAAUUUUUAAGAGAAACGAUCCAUUUAAACUAUUUCGUUACCUGAUUUUAAUUGUUGAUCUCCUUAAUUAAGUUCGAAAUAGCAAAAGUGAUUUGUAUAUUUAUUUAGGCCAUGAGUUAUUAAUGUUGUUGGAUUUAUUAAAGAAAUUUUAAAAUGUUUAAAUACAUAAUAUUGUUUUAUGCCAAACCAUGUUAUAAUUAUUGUGAGAUUUAUUUUCUUAUUAGAUGUCUAAUAUAUUCCUAAGUACUUAGUGUAAUUGAUUAAAUAUUUCAAUAAA